AGAAAUGACUAAUACCCUUUCAUGACUCUAUUCGCGACGUUGUUCUUGUCUAGGGCUGAUGGGGCGCACAUCCUCUGGAAUACCGGACGACUCUACGGCCACAACAUUUUUUUAAUCCUGCGACUGUACAGAUUUACGAUGCUUUCACACAUAUACCACUGGAUUGCGGAGCCCUCGGGAAUCCUAGACGAACGGCGUUUUCGUACCAUUGUCAUGAAAAGGGCAUAAUCGGUUUACUUCUUUUUUGGUCAUUCUCUGCAUUUUCGGUUUUUUUUCAAAGCCUUUGUUGAUGUUCUUCGCAACAAAGCGCACGGUGUUACACUUGGUGGGAUGGAUGAACGAAAACCACACGAUGCACAUUCAGUCGGAUUCUUUGACUUUUGGGCGCAGGCAUAUAUUUUCCGCAUGCUUGGGUUUCUGCUUCUGCUGUUUACAAUCCUUCUCUUCUUGUUUACGACUCUCACACAGGGAAAGAAAGGUUUCAUGGCUGGUCGGGGCGGAGAUUCGGUGUCUUUGUUAUUUGAGUUAUGGUUUGGCAACAAUCGUCGUCGAGCGAGCGAGAGGAGUCUUUAUUGUCGGUUAUACCACAUGUCGGGGAGAUUCUGGGACACUGGGAGUUGUUUUUGCGGUUUCGCUAUUUCGUAUCUCUUGUCACUUUCCUUUUCCUUUCUUCACAGAUUUUCUCUCACUACUGGUCCUCUUGAUCAUGCUGGUGUCGGGUUUGGACUACGGAAAAAUACAAGCUCUUCUACUUCUGUAUUUGAUCUUGUCCUAGUCGUGAUGUGUUGGUGCUGUUGGUACAUGAUGAAUCCUACGAGCUGCACAGCAGCACAGCUACUGCCAUGGGACCUUGCAUUGCAGCAAGCAUUCGACUCAGCCUCUCUCGCCUUGGGUUCUACAGGGUUGAAGCUUGGCUGCCUACAAGCAUUUGGACGGCACAGUCGACAGGAACAGAGAUCUCCAUCAGCACAGGUAGUCAGACCGACAAGAGUAUAAUCGAGCCUUUGAAAGCAUAAACUUAUUCAUCUCGUGAAGUGGCUUGAUGAAACAC
Molecule: messenger RNA, 1051 nt
Organism: Aureobasidium pullulans EXF-150
Lineage: Eukaryota; Fungi; Ascomycota; Dothideomycetes; Dothideales; Saccotheciaceae
Exons: 1
Coding region: 331-996 (221 amino acids)
Source: RefSeq, a predicted model, not a curated record